GACCCACCAUUCGACGAGGGGACCUGCGCACGCCGCAUCGCUGUGGGGGAAACAGCCGUGAUACAUUGCCUGCCUAGUCUCGACAUAUCACCCACCGACUCUCCCUUGCCCGCCACUCGAUGGCUCAAUAGCCCGCGAACGAUACCAAGCCAGCCCCAUAGCCUGCACCCCCGCUACCAUGACCCAAUUGAUCGCCCGACCAGGGCGAAACGCAACCCGCCAGGCGAAGAAGCUGAAGGAAAUUCGCAAGGUCAAGGGCGCAAUCCUAUGGCAUGAAAAAGCACGGAAAGAGCGUCAGAAGAUCCAGCAGGAACGCUGGGAGUCGAAGCAAUCCGCCCGUCAACACGUAGUCUGGAACAACGAGUACGUCAAGGGCACCAAGAAAGAGGCCUUGGCGAAUGCCUACGAGGACUGGCGCCUGGGUCCUCUGAGGCCAAACCGUGCCACUGGACGCGACGCGGACAAGUACGGAGCCCUGACGGGGGGGCAUAUGCAGAAGCCGGAUAUACCAGUUCGUGUGCAGAAGAACAGGAACGAAUCGAGAAUAAGACAGGGCCUAGACUCGAACUACCCCCUUGUCGUCGAUGACAAGAAGUACUUCCCCAUCGUGCGCGAUGAUCGUGUUCUGAUGAUGACGGGACGGGACAAGGGCAAGAUUGGCCAAGUCGCCGAGGUCAUUGGGCGAACUCACGAAGCCAUCAUAAAGGAGAUGAACAUGCAAUACUACGACGCAGACGUCUUCAGCAACGCCGACGGACAUGUAGGCCCACGACGUGAGAGUGAAGUCCCAAUUCACCUAGACAACCUCCGUCUUGUAGUCCCCUACGAAAUCAACAACGUCGAGAAGCGCCAGAAAGUCUACAAGGACGUCAUCGUGGACAAACUCUUCAUGGAGCGCCAUACCACCGGAAUGGACCCCUUCACCGCCACCGACUACGGCGAUGCCACGAUCCCCGAGGAGCACCAGUACGACCCAUCUAGCGGCCUGCCCAUCUUCCACCGCUACAUCGCCGGCACGCGUCACAGAAUCGAGUGGCCAUGGGAGAAAGAGGAGCAGAUCGAAGACCGCGGAAUAACAGUAGAAGACAAGCUUGACGGCCAGACGUGGGUAAGGAAAACCUUGAAUACUUUGCGCCACCCAAUCACGAGUCUCAACCGCUGGCGCGACCGUAGCAAAAACGUCGACGCCGUCGCCACAAGGGAAGAAGUGCCCCUCGCCGCCCAACUCGAAGAAAUCGAAUCCAGACAGCUGGCAAGGAUUAAGAAUGAUCGACCCCGCAGCUGGGACCCCAAAGACCCCGAUGCCUACGAAGACGUAGAUACAACUCGCAACAUCGUCGACUCCGCAGACUCCAUGUCCUACACGCUCAUCGCGCCGCCCUUCCCACAGACUCUCGGCACGGAAUUACGAGAUGAUAUCCGUGAGUUUGUUACCAAGGCGGGCAAGGCCAGCAAGGAAGGGAAAGACGGGUCUGGGGCUAUCAGGAGACCCAAAAGCACCACCGAGCACCAGAUCCGGGCGAAAGAGCUCUUGAAGGAGCAGCGUCGUGCAGCGGAGAGGAUGAAGACGCCCAUGCAGUUGAGGUGGGAGUUGGAUCAUGCAAAGAAGAUCAAGGAGAAGAAGGAGAAUCCGAUGGUGGACACAGAGACGCUUUUGUUGGCGUUGGGACAGCAUAUGGAGAAGAGUGGUGUCAAGGUGAAGAGGAGGGCAGAUAGCGAUGCUGCGGAGCUCGACUAGACGUUGUGGAUGGGCUUGUAGAAUAGUGUAGCAUAUCCAGUAGGCUUGUUUGUAACAUAGCACGAAGGCAACCAGACGCGGUCUCGGUGACUGCUGCAUACAUUGCUACCAGACAUUAAUG
Molecule: messenger RNA, 1859 nt
Organism: Dothidotthia symphoricarpi CBS 119687
Lineage: Eukaryota; Fungi; Ascomycota; Dothideomycetes; Pleosporales; Dothidotthiaceae
Exons: 2
Coding region: 179-1738 (519 amino acids)
Biological process (GO): translation
Cellular component (GO): ribosome; mitochondrion
Molecular function (GO): structural constituent of ribosome; RNA binding
Source: RefSeq, a predicted model, not a curated record